ACAACAGACCUUAUUGGGAGAGAGGAAACUCCAACCUCUUCCCGGGUUUCUCAAUUACCGGUAAUAGUUUUUUAGGGUACGAUACCCCACGCUUGUACAACGACCAUGAUUGGGGCGCAGUCAAGCGGGUGGGGCUAUAUAACAACCUGCUGCGCUGCUCGUAUGAUACUCAGUAACUUAGGGCGAUCCCCCCUCCCCUAUUUUCUUCUGGUGAAAUUCUACUACCGGCAGGUAUUCACAUUCGUUUCUUUGAUUCCCACACAUUCCAUUAGUCUUACCGUACUCAUCACCCCCGAACUUUCCAGGGACGUCCCCCCUACAAAACAUGGCUCUGGAGUCUUCGCAAGACCUAGUCGAGCACUACCGACUGGAAACACGCUUUGUGGAAGGCAGCGUUAGUCACACUAUCUACUCACCCCCUGGGCGCGCGCGGGGGGAAGAAUGGAGACGUGCGCAAGUAAUUGGGAGAGGAGGUUUUGGUGUAGUACACUUAGAGCAUGGCCCGAAGAAUCGUGUUCGAGCUGUUAAAGUUGUUGAAAAGGCGACCUUCUCGCGUGGCUUGGAUUUUACUAGGGAGUUGGCUAUCAUGGGUUUCUUGACAAAGGUUUGUGUGUCAUUCUGCUAGGUGGAAUGUUUCUGGAUCUGAUGGCGGGAUAGAAUCGUGCCUCGUUAUUCGUGCAAUUCUUCGGCUGGUUCGAGAAUAGCGAAAAUUUGUAUAUCGCUAUGGAGUACUUUGAGAAAGGGGACCUAAGACAGCACCUCGGUGAACAAAUGUCGGUGCCCACGGCAAAGCUACUAGCCAGACAGCUUCUGGAGGGGUUAAGUGUCAUGCACAUGAACGGGAUUGCUCAUCGGGAUUUAAAACCCGAGGUAUUUAUUCACUCAUCUAGCCCGUCAUACAAGCAUAGAAACGACCGAAGCUAAUUUAAACGGAGGGGGGAACAGAACAUAUUUGUAGUCUCCCUCUCCCCCCUCCGUGUGAAACUCGGCGACUUCGGCGUAUCAAAGUGCGUCAACGAACACACCGUACUCCGCACGCAGAUCUUCACGCGCUCAUAUUCCGCGCCGGAAAUCCUUGGAGUGUUAGAUUCCUCACUGGAGACGUCAGAGUACACCCGCGCAGUCGAUAUUUGGUCGCUGGGAUGCGUCAUGUUCGAGGUUCUGACCGGGAGCGUACUCUUCCGGAUGGAGUGCUUCGUUUGGCAUUUCUGCUACGGGAAAGCUGAGCUUAUGCUUGAGCCUUUGAGGGAGGCUGUGGGUGGGGAGGGCGGGUUUGAGUUUGUGCGCGGGCUGUUGUCGCCGGAGCCUGUAGGAAGACCGAGUGCUGUGGAGGCGCUCCGUGAUCCUUGGUUGGAGGUGCCUGAGAUCGUGAGAGUGAAGGAGAGAGGGAGUGUAUUUGCUUGUGCGGUGUCAAGGCCACAAAUCCGUAUCCGAGAGCUGCCCCCGAUUCCCCCCGGACCUCUCCCGCGUGUAUUCCGCUUCAACGAAAUUCUGGAAAAACCCUUAGUUCGAUACCUGGGGCUCGGUAAUAGCGGCAGCUCCGGUGGAGAAGAAUCCGCCAUACACGGUGCUAAUGGCGGCGCAAGCCUGCGUGAACUCCUCUACGCAACACUCACCCACGGACGCGGCUCCAGGGGAGAAGAUACCGGUGGAGAACUUACCAAGAUACUACCACUAACCAAAGGCUCCAAAAAUCUCCUCGUUGUCUGCCUCAAGGGACUUCUCGCACUGGCAUCUGUAUUAUCUGUUCGACCGAAAUAUCGCCAAGACCACCCCGGAGGAUCCACUGGUGACCCGAUUGGAUCUCUCUUCGCAUCUGCCCUGGGACUUUGGUUGAUACACGAGAUGUUUAGGUUGAUCUUCCGCCCACUGUUUCUCCAGCGGAGGCCGGUGAUAGCGGGGGAGAAAGGGGGUUCCAGAUUUUUCGGUCUGUCGACUCUGGAUGCAUGGGUUUUCUACUUUUUGACGGCUGCUUUGGAGGGGGUUGGAAAGACUGGGGUUGGAAAAGUUGGGGCAUAUGUUGGUGGAAGGUGUGGGAAGAGUACUCUUGGGAUUGUUGGGUUUGAUCUGGGUAACUAGGGGGGACGUUGCUGAUCUGCUGAUGUGGGAACUAUUGGAGAACUGUGUCUGGGCCGGGUUUACACUUUUUGCGUAGUGACCUGAAGUGGGUUCAGAGGGGCCAUGCCCCCCCACACUUCCAUAGGAUACUGGGAGCAUGUAUGGAUAGAAUUAGUGACCGUGUGUAACAAACAAGAUAUCAAUAAAAGAAUAUUUCCUUGGUC
Tuber aestivum (summer truffle) is the source of this 2282-nucleotide messenger RNA. The record is from the annotation of a GenBank genome assembly. Lineage: Eukaryota; Fungi; Ascomycota; Pezizomycetes; Pezizales; Tuberaceae.